This is a messenger RNA of Fonticula alba, 2249 nucleotides long. RefSeq lists its product as hypothetical. The coding region runs from base 153 to 2249 and encodes 698 amino acids. The transcript is spliced from 4 exons. NCBI's taxonomy places the organism in Eukaryota, Rotosphaerida, Fonticulaceae. The record is from RefSeq and is a predicted model, not a curated record.
AGCCACUCCACCCCCCUCCACCCCAUUCUCUGCAGAUUUUCCUCCCCGCUUUCAUCCAUCCCUUCUCUCUCUCUCUCCCCUUCUCUCUCUCUCCCCCCUUCUCUCUCUCUCCCCCUCAAUACACCCCCCGCUUUCCCCAACACGGCACCCGCAUGAUGGCCACGCCAAACGGGCCAAGCCCGGUGCCGGCCUUCUUCCGCGACGCGCCGCAGCGGACUCCCCUCGACGCGGUGGGCGCCGCCGCCCCGGCAGUGGGGGAGUUUCUGGCCCCAGCAGCCGGGUCCCCGGCGGCGGCCUUCGACUCCGCCUCCUUGGCGGUGGUGGUCUUCCCUUCGGAUUCCCGAGUGGCCGGGCAUCUGUUCGAGGCGCGCACCCUCUGUGGCAGUCUCUCGGCCCUGUGGACGCAACGCCCCAGGGCCGGGGACAGGACAUCUGCCGUACCGGGCUCCGACCUGGUUUGCGACACCUGCUCGCAGGCGUGCGUCACCCUGCCCGGGGUGGACGCCGGUGGCGGGGCCGACGCUCCACCGGCCCCGGGACGCUUCCUCUCGGAACCGGGGCUCGGGGUGACAGCGGUGCCAGAGGCGCCGGCCCGGGCGAUCUCCGACCCGACGCCGGACACCGGGUCUCCCGGCGCCGGGCUCGCUCUGUCGCCGCUGCUGGAUGACAUCUUCUCCACGGCCAAUCGCCUGGCUUUGUCCUUCGAGCCGGAUGAAAUUGCCGCCCUCAGCCAUGUGUUCCUGCAGCUUGGUCGCGAGCUGGAUGGCUCGGACACCGUUUCCACCACCCUCUGCCCGACGGACCUGAGCAACUCCUCGGUCGCCGAGCGGCCAAUUGUCCUGAAGCCACAGCGGUCAUAUGUGCACCAUCGCCAUGCGGCGGCCGCCGUGGUGGCCCUGGGGACUCGACGUGCAACCGGCUACGGUCCGGGGCCCCUGUCCGGGGCGUCCUCCUCGCCGGCCCUGCAGUCGCUGCCGACCAUCUCCCUGCAUCUUGGCGGGGCCGGGCCAUCGGCCUCGGCAGCCUCGGCCUCGGCCUCGGCCUCGGCGGCUUCCUCCACCCCGGCAGGCUCUCUGCCCUCUUCUUCCUUCCCGGCAAUCACCGUGGACCCCCAGUCGCCGGGUCUCGGUAGUGCCAGCAGCUCGCCGGCUCUCGGGCCGAUCGCCCAGGCGACUGGCGGCCAGUCGCCGACCGCCUCCAUCCCCGGGGCCCUGUCCACAUCAGGCUCCUCCUCGUCGCUGGUGGUGCCAGGCCUGUCGUCCGGCUCGUCGCCGCUUUCCACCACGGCGCCGGUGGGGGCCCCAGCCGCCGGGGCCACCAGUGGAGGCCCCGGGCGCGCUGCCUACCCAAGCCUCGGCCUGGCGCCGCUGUCGAUCUCCUCCCUGCCGGGCUUCAGCGGGUCGCACCCGUCCAUCUCGAAUCUCAGCACGCCUCGGUCAUCGGCUCUCUCCGGCGGGUCGUCCCCACUCCUGGCGUCUUUUUCAUCGGUGGAGUUGCUUCCGCCCCUGUCCGGGCCCAUGUCUCUGGUCGUGGCCAAGUGCGGCCCGGUGGCUGUGGCCGUGGUUGCCUGUCACAGCGCACUCCCGACGCCGGUGGGCGCGGACGCCGUUCCCGGCCCCGGUGGGCGUCCUGGCGCUGGCGGCGUGUCCCUGGCCAAGUCCUGCGCCUCCUCGCCGGAUCAUCUGCACGACGCCUUCCGGCGCCUCCUCCUGCACCGGCUGGCCAUCCCCGCGGCGCAGGUGUUCGCUGCCCAGUGGCAUGCGGAUGUUUUGCGUGCCGUGUCGGCCGGCCUGCCGGAUGAACGCCUGGCCGAUGACACUCCGCUGCAUUUCCGGGACUUCCACGCGGACAUCUCCCUCCUUCUUGGCCGAGCGGCCGGGCUGAAUGCCUUCCGGUUCCCGCUGAUCCGGCCCAUUCCCUUGUUGCUGCCCUCGGGCUUCCGCCGGGUCUCGUGGUUCCCGGUGGAUGAUGUGCUUGACAGCCUUUCGGCUCUGUCGCUGGAGGCGGACUAUUUUGACCGGCAGGUGACCGGCGUCGGUGGGGCCCCUGCGGCUGGGAGCGCCCCCCGGCUGCGUUUCUCCCAUCGGUGCCAGUGCGCCGCGCUGACGGAGGCCAUCGACGCCGGGUUGGCCUCGGCGCCGCGGCCCCCGCCGCCGGAGGCCGCCACCGAUGAGGACGCCCACUUGCUGGCCCUCAGCGGGGGAUCCCAUCGAUCCAUGUCGACUUGUUCCUUCACAACAGCCAUCUGA